Messenger RNA from Rhagoletis pomonella (apple maggot), 1811 nucleotides. RefSeq names its product clavesin-1-like. The record is from RefSeq and is a predicted model, not a curated record. Gene Ontology annotation, molecular function: phosphatidylinositol bisphosphate binding. Lineage: Eukaryota; Metazoa; Arthropoda; Insecta; Diptera; Tephritidae. The coding region runs from base 462 to 1457 and encodes 331 amino acids. The transcript is spliced from 5 exons. Gene Ontology annotation, cellular component: membrane.
UUUCAGUACACAAAGCCUUGUUUCUUACUACAUACUGUGUUGGCGGUUGGUUAAAACUUAACUUUCCGUAGCAUAAUUUUUUUUAGAUUUAUAAGUUACGGCCUUUCCGAAGUUAAGAGCGGUAGCGAAUGUCAAACUGUUAAAAAAGAAAAUACAAAAAUAAAAUAUUUUCGAUUCUAGCUUAAGUUGAAGUGUUGAGUAAUCACAAAAAUCAUUUAGAUUUUAUCGACAACUAUUUAACCCUUCGUCGGGCGCAAAUGAUCUGUGCGGCACAUCCAGCACAUUUUUUUUAUCUCGUCUUCCCGAUUUACACCGUUAACUUUGCUUACGCUCAGUAGCUGCCUGUUUUGAAGUGCUCUAUACAGCAAAACCAUUCAGUUUUUGUUUGACCCUCACAACGAGACGUUAUGCAGAGUUUGAUCUGAGAAGCUCAUUGCGCCCAAACUCAUCACAUGUAUUAAAUGUUGGAUACCGAAACAAUGCAGCAACUGAACACAUCAGAUUAUGAGACUGCCAAAUAUUUUGAUUCUUAUGAAUGUUCCCUAAGUCCAGAAAUGAAACUACUUGCCAAAGAAGAGCUGCAUGAAGAUGAUAAUAUACGUCAGCAGGCAUUAAAACAGUUUCGCGAAUGGAUAUCUAAACACCCAUCUAUUAAGAAGUGCCGCACUGAUUCCAUGUUUCUGCUAAGGUUUUUACGCACCAAAAAAUUCUCAGUUCCUGAAGCAUGUGAAAUGCUGGAACGUUAUUUAACUAUACGUCAGUUAUUUCCGCAAUGGUUCUCAAAACUAGAUAUUACAGACUCGGAGAUCAGUGAAAUUUUUGAUAAUGGUUAUCUAAUUCCGCUUCCUGAAAAGGAUGACAAUGGUAGACAAGUAAUACUUUCAGUGGCGAGGAACUUCGAUCCAUACAAAUAUAACUCUGUUCAGAUGGCUCGUAUUCACUCACUUAUUUGCGAAAGCUUAUUAGACGACGAGCAGUCGCAAGUAGCUGGUUAUGUGUACAUAAACGACGAAAGCGGAAUUAAAAUGGGUUUCGCAAGUCUUUGGUCCCUCGCGGAUUUAAGAAGUAUGGUUAAAUGUAUACAGAAUUCCACUCCCAUGAGGCAUAAAGAAACACAUUUCAUUAACAUACCGCAUUUUGCGAACCGUAUUAUCGAGUUGGGAGUAUCAUUGCUCAGCGAAAAACUAAGAAAGCGUAUAGUUAUCCAUAAGACACUUGACGCCUUGAAAGAAAAAGUAAAACCAGCUAUUCUUCCUCGGGAAUAUGGUGGGACCAUUCCGGUUUCUGAUAUUAUUAAACAGUUUAAAUUGAAACUAUUAGAAAAACGAUCGGCGAUUUUAUCCCUUGAUGACAUGUACAUUGAUAUAACGAAACAGCCUAAUAUUUCCUCAAAUAUCGGUUUAAGUGAUGUUGAUGUUGGAAUAGUAGGCAGUUUUAGAAAACUGGAAGUGGAUUGAGUGAUAUGCCCAAGCCUUUUUGUAUACAGUUAUUACAAAAAAAAAAAUCAUGAUUGUAAAUUAAAAGCCAGUAUACCCACUAAUUGCUAAUCAGAAAUACUACAUAUUUUGCUGAUAUAUAUGUACCUUAAAUCAUAAGGCUGUUGUUUUGGUAAAUUUAUAUUUUUAGAAUUUGCAAUCAGUUCAGGAAAUGACGAAAAAAAUUGCCCGAUCAUUGCAUGAGCCAUCCUUUUGUGGUUCUAAGCAAGAUAUGCACCAAAAGUUCCCAUCCAUCCAUGUACCGGUUGAAAUGUUAUGAGAAGUCAAAUGUCACAAUAAAUGGUCACUUUAUUGAAAAAAAACUUUCGUUAUCAA